Messenger RNA from Xenopus tropicalis (tropical clawed frog), 2073 nucleotides. RefSeq names its product procollagen C-endopeptidase enhancer 2 (gene pcolce2). NCBI's taxonomy places the organism in Eukaryota, Metazoa, Chordata, Amphibia, Anura, Pipidae. Gene Ontology annotation, cellular component: extracellular region; non-collagenous component of basement membrane. The record is from RefSeq and is marked provisional. The coding region runs from base 135 to 1385 and encodes 416 amino acids. The transcript has 9 exons.
GGGAUAUUCAUCAGGAGUCUGUUAGUGCCAAGGAGCCUCCCAGAGGAGAAUGAGUCGGCCGAUCUUCUUUAUAAAGGCAAGGCAGCCUCCGUGCUACUGAGUCGCGCUGGGAUCGCUGCUGCUGCUGUACGGACAUGAGCUGGUUCCUGGGCUCCCUCCUCCUCCUCCUCCUCCUUAUACUGCUGCCAUAUGGCAUCCCUGGGCAGCAACUCAAUGAGAGGCAGACUUUCACAUGCGGGGGAAAUCUGACUGGUGAUACUGGGGUGCUAGGAAGCGAGGGAUUCCCUGGAGUUUACCCUCCAAACAGCAAAUGUACGUGGAAAAUCACGGUACCCGAGGGCAAGGUGGUUGUCCUGUCAUUUCGCUUCAUCGACUUGGAGAGUGACAACUUGUGCCGCUAUGACUUUGUAGAUGUAUAUAAUGGCCAUUCCAAUGUGCAUCGCAUUGGGCGCUUCUGUGGCACCUUUAGGCCUGGCGCUCUCGUAUCUAACAGUAACAAGAUGCUGGUCCAAAUGAUUUCUGAUGCAAACACUGCUGGAAAUGGUUUCAUUGCUGUGUUUUCUGCUGCAGAACCCAAUGAGAGAGGCGAUCAGUACUGUGGAGGGCGACUGGAUAAGCCUUCUGGAUCCUUUCAAACUCCCAAUUGGCCAGAGAGGGAUUACCCAGCAGGAGUCACCUGCUCUUGGCAUAUUGUUGCCCCCAAACAUCAGGUCAUAGAACUGAAGUUUGAAAAGUUUGAUGUAGAAAGAGACAAUUAUUGCCGAUAUGAUUACGUGGCGGUAUUCAAUGGUGGAGAAAUCAAUGAUGCCAAAAGAAUCGGGAAGUUCUGUGGGGACAGUCCACCCGCGCCCAUUGUUUCUGAGCGAAAUGAACUCCUCAUCCAGUUCUUGUCUGAUCUCAGUUUAACCGCGGAUGGCUUUAAAGCUCAUUACAGAUUCAGGCCUAAAAAGCUACCCACAACCACAGUCUCUCCUAUUACCACCCCUGCCGCUACAACGCCAAGCCUGAAACCAACCCUUGCACUUUGCCAACAGAAAUGCAAACGGACGGGGACGCUGGAGAGCAAUUACUGUUCCAGUAAUUUUGUUAUAACGGGAACGAUUAUCACAACUGUGAGCAGAAGCGGCAGUGUGUAUGCAACCAUAUCCAUUAUAAACGUAUACAAGGAAGGAACGCUGGCAAUACAGCAGGCAGGCAAAAACAUGAGUGCCAAAAUCACUGUGGUUUGCAAGCAGUGCCCAAUGGUCAGAAGAGGACUGAAUUACAUCAUCAUGGGUCAGGUAGAUGAAGACGGACGAGCAAAGGUUUUACCGAGCAGUUACGUCAUGACCUUCAAAACCAAGAACCAGAAGAUUCUGAACACAUUAAAAAACAAGAGAUGUUAGAGCUCCGUCCAUCUGUCUUCCUUUGCAAAUGUGACUGUACUUCCCAAACCUGGAUGAACAUCGUUUGGAUCCCAGGAGUAGAGUCAGCCAUACUUGGCUGUGGUUUCAUUAAAGGGCAAGUGGAGCACAUUUUAUGCCAGUUUCUCCAACUGAGAUUAAUCUGAGUUCCAGUCUGAACUGUUCUAGGUUCUGGCUACUUUAAUCUCUUUUGUGGGGGAUAUAUUAAGUUUUAAAAUAAGAAAUGGUAGAGUAGAUAUAGGUGUGUUAUUUAGUAACAACAAUGCUAUCUGUAUUAAUAGAUACUUGUUGCUGGCAUUAAAAAAAACAAAUAUUUCUAAGCCUUACAUUAACUGCAGGAUGUGCAAUGUGUGGCUGAUGGUUGGCUGGCACUGCCAGUUUGGCUGCUGGGAAUUGUAGUUUAAAUAUAAAGACACAAGUUGCAGCAGCCUGUACCCUUUCUUAGGUUAACACUCAAUGAUUCCCUUAAUUAUUUAUAUUAAAAAUCAUGAUUAUGAUGAUGAAAGAAUAAUGUGGUGAUGUAACAUAAGGAAUUUAAAGUGCAAUAUUUAUAAUAUUUUUAGAUUUUCUUCAGUGGAGCAGGUUAUUUUUUUCUUUAUUUGUUAUUUUUUUAUCUACUGAUGGUUCGUGUGUGUAACCUAUGCUUAAUAAAAUCAGUAUAUGAACAGUU